This is a messenger RNA of Ailuropoda melanoleuca (giant panda), 384 nucleotides long. Its product is annotated as activated RNA polymerase II transcriptional coactivator p15. The coding region runs from base 1 to 384 and encodes 127 amino acids. The transcript has a single exon. The record is from RefSeq and is a predicted model, not a curated record. Gene Ontology annotation, biological process: positive regulation of transcription initiation by RNA polymerase II. NCBI's taxonomy places the organism in Eukaryota, Metazoa, Chordata, Mammalia, Carnivora, Ursidae. Gene Ontology annotation, molecular function: DNA binding; transcription coactivator activity.
AUGCCUAAAUCAAAGGAACUUGUUACUUCAAGCUCAUCCGGCAGUGACUCCGACAGUGAGGCAGAUAAGAAGGCAAAGAAAAAAAAGCAAGCACCUCCAGAGAAGCCUGCAAAGAAACAGAAGACCGGGGAAAGCUCUAAAGGAUCCUCUGCUUCCUCAAAACAAAGCAACAAAGCAGAAGAUAAUAUGUUCCAGAUUGGGAAAAUGAGGUACGUCAGUGUUCGAGACUUCAAAGGCAAAGUACUUAUCGAUAUCCGAGAGUAUUGGAUGGAUCAAGAAGGAGAAAUGAAGCCAGGAAGGAAAGGAAUUUCUCUCAAUCCCGAGCAGUGGACUCAACUUAAGGAACAGAUUUCCGAGAUUGAUGAUGCAGUAAAAAGGCUCUAA